AUGGGCGCGUGCGAGCAGUGCGUCAUCUUCACAGACCACCUGGCAAUCGCGUUGCGGCUGCGUCGCGGGCGGGGCCGGCGCGUCAGAGCCAAGAGAGCCCACGCGGACAUCUGCAGGCAUAAUUGGUUCUGCAUGGAGGGCCGCAAGGUCGACAUCCUGGCGAAGCAGACAGCGGAGCCGGACGCGAGCUGCGGCAAGGACCAGGCGAUCGAGGAGGCGAGCCACAAGGUGACGCGGGCGCUCCACAGCAUCGGCCGGCGGCACGAGCGGAUUGACGAUUGGGGCGACAUGCAGCCGAGGGCAGCGGAGAAGCGGCCCAAGCAAGCAGAG
Prorocentrum cordatum is the source of this 330-nucleotide messenger RNA. NCBI's taxonomy places the organism in Eukaryota, Dinophyceae, Prorocentrales, Prorocentraceae. The record is from the annotation of a GenBank genome assembly.